AUGACGCGCCGACUUCGUAUCUUGAUCACAUCAGCUCUCGCGAUCGCUACCAUUUGGUACUUGACAGGAUGGCCCACAUCCCAGGAAUACACCCCGCCUGACGCCCUGCCGGGCACGUACCACCACGAUGCGUCCGAGCAUGUCAACUUCUGGCGCCAGUUCCAAUCACUAUUGAUGGAGCACAAACCAAGAUGCGAUCCACCGCGACGAUUAGCAAACGCAAAUUCAACAGGCUUCAAGGCUUCGGACCCAGAUCCCCGACCGGACCUCCUGAAGAUGACCACCCGCGAUAUUUUGCGCAUGAAGAGGGCGCACAUCGAGUUCGUCGACGCCAUUACCACCGAUCCGCCGCAGCUGGCAUACGUCCCGGGCACAAAGGGUAUUGUGACCACCGCGGGGGGUGCAUAUCUCCCAGUGUUGGUAAUCUCACUACGCAUGUUGCGCCGCACAGGCUCAUUCCUUCCCAUGGAGGUCUUUCUGGCCUCGCGCGAUGAGUACGAGGAAUACAUCUGCGACACGGUCCUGCCUUCAUUAGACGCCAGAUGUAUUGUGCUGUCAGAUGUCCUCAAUGCAGUUCCAAAAAGCAACAAAAUCGAGAAAUACCAGCUGAAGCCUUUCGCCAUGCUCUUCUCAUCCUUUGAAGAGAUCCUGUUCCUGGACGCCGAUGCAUUCCCGAUCCUGAAACCGGAGUUGAUCUUUGAGGAAGCCCCUUUCAAAGACACGAAGUUUGUCACAUGGCCCGAUUUCUGGGCUUCCACCGCUUCCCCAUUCUACUACGAGAUCUCCUCGCAGCAAGUCGCCCCCAUGGACUCGCGACAAUCAACCGAGUCAGGCGAAGUGAUCAUCUCAAAGAGAACACACCUCCGCACUCUCCUCCUAUCCACAUACUAUAACUUUUGGGGCCCGACGCAUUAUUACCGCCUCCUCACCCAAGGUGCCGCAGGCGAAGGAGACAAAGAGACCUUCGUCGCAGCAGCAGUAGCUCUUAGCGAACCAUUCUACCAAGUCAGCGAAAGCAUCUGCGCAAUGGGCCACGCGACAAAAGGCGGCCUCGCUGGAUCCGCAAUGGCUCAAUUCGACCCGAUUGAAGAUUACAGAUUGACGCAGCAGGGAGAGUGGCGCGUGAACGGAUCAAAAGCUACACAACCCCGUCCAUUCUUCAUCCAUGCGAAUUUCCCAAAAUUCAACCCGGCCACCGUCUUCAGCAAACAGGCGGUUAACCCGGCUUUCUUAGAUGAUGGGAACUAUACGCGGGCUUGGACGACGCCAGAGGAUUUGAUUCGGGGGUUUCCGGUUGACGUAGAGAAACAGUUCUGGGCGGAUAUUCUGUGGACAGGGUGUGAGCUGGAGACGAAAUUUGAGAGCUGGAAGAACAAGACGGGGAUUUGUGAUGGGGUGAAGAAGUACUGGAAGGCUCAGUUUGGGCUGGAGAAUCCGGCUUCUGUAUAG
Molecule: messenger RNA, 1449 nt
Organism: Penicillium atrosanguineum
Lineage: Eukaryota; Fungi; Ascomycota; Eurotiomycetes; Eurotiales; Aspergillaceae
Product: alpha-mannosyltransferase
Exons: 1
Coding region: 1-1449 (482 amino acids)
Biological process (GO): mannan biosynthetic process
Cellular component (GO): Golgi apparatus
Molecular function (GO): alpha-1,2-mannosyltransferase activity
Source: RefSeq, a predicted model, not a curated record